AUGCCGACGAGCAGUACAUCCACAGAUCCGACCUUCAUGCUCUGCGGCCUCAUGAUGCAGACCGCGCUGCAGAUUGGUCUGCAUCGGCCGAGUCAUUCCCAAGACUUCUCCAAGUUCCGCGUAGAAUUGCGCGAGGUCGAGCUACAAGAUCGCGUAGUGGUCUGGAGUGUGUGCAACAUUGUCGCUCAGCGAAUCUGUACUGCGUAUGGCCAGCCUCCAUUGACCAUCUAUGACUGGACUUUGGGUCCUAAGCCCAUCGAGAACAACCCAAACUACGAGCUUCCGUCACCUGUGCUCAAUAGACUACUGAUUGAGAAGUUUGUUGACAAGGUCUCAAGAUAUCUGUACAUGAACAGCAACGACCCGGUCGGGCUGGCGCCAGACAGCGAUCGACAUACCUACGUCUCUUUACUGACUGAUCAGCUCACUCAUCUGGAAGACGAGCUGCGCAAGGACAGCAGUCCCAUCACCAGGAUCUACCUUCGAGCAGCCGUCCUGCACAUGCACCUCAGCGCCUUCUUCUCGCCGCCGAGCCUGCCAUCAUACCGGGCCGAUCUGCUCAAGCUGUACAAUGCAACGACGGAAUUCCUGGAUGCUUGCUUGAGCUUGGAGAACGAAAGCACCGUCAGCCUACCGUCCAGUUACACACAUGGACUGUCUUUGACUUAUGGGACCAACUACAUCUUCCACAUGAUGCUUGCAGCAGGCUUUUCACUGCUCAAGCUGAUGCACAACUUCCUCACAAUAAUAUGGCGAGUCUCUGUCGACGACAGCCUGCAGCUGAGGGUCAAGUGUCGCAUGUCUAUGUCGUUGGUCUUUGACUCUGUCUGGAGGUGGCGCAAGAACUUCCACUUCCAAGGUGGCAGGCCAUCAGAAGUUCGCAAGACAGACCCAGUUCUGGCGGCUGAGACUCGACCAGCAUCGCGCACAGGCAUGAUAGAGGACAAGAGAAAUACUCCAGGCCUCAGUGCUCUCGACGGACCGACAUUGACGGUGCCCGGCAUGGCUGGUAUGUCAACCGGAAUGCUGGAUGAUUUCAGCAUGGACUAUGGCUCGGCAGCCAAUUAUGAAGUGUUUGAUCCGCUGAAUUGGAUGCUUGAUGGCAUAGUCGACUUCCCAUACAACUUCGCCGGCAGCAAUGGAUCAGAUACUCUGUAG
Molecule: messenger RNA, 1158 nt
Organism: Cyphellophora attinorum
Lineage: Eukaryota; Fungi; Ascomycota; Eurotiomycetes; Chaetothyriales; Cyphellophoraceae
Exons: 3
Coding region: 1-1158 (385 amino acids)
Biological process (GO): DNA-templated transcription; regulation of DNA-templated transcription
Cellular component (GO): nucleus
Molecular function (GO): transcription cis-regulatory region binding; DNA-binding transcription factor activity, RNA polymerase II-specific; zinc ion binding
Source: RefSeq, a predicted model, not a curated record